Messenger RNA from Maudiozyma saulgeensis, 1266 nucleotides. The record is from the annotation of a GenBank genome assembly. NCBI's taxonomy places the organism in Eukaryota, Fungi, Ascomycota, Saccharomycetes, Saccharomycetales, Saccharomycetaceae.
AUGUCGUUAGAAGAAGCAAGAAAAUUAGUAAAGGAUAAAGAUUAUAGUAAGGCAGAAGCCGUUUAUCUACAAUUAUUAGAUAGAGAUAUUUCUGAGUUUAACGAUAAGAUAAAAAAUGAACAAGAAUCUAUUAUAUUGGAAUUAGGUUCCUUAUAUGUAGAGACUCAUAAUACAGCUAAACUUCGUGAUUUUAUCCCACAUUCGACUGAUUAUAUGGCUCAAUUUGCUAAAUCAAAGACAGCAAAAGUAUUAAAAACUUUAAUUGAAAAAUUUGAACAAGUGCCAGAUUCUUUAGAUGAUCAAAUAUAUGUAUGUCAACGUAGUAUCGAAUUUGCUAAAAGUGAAAAAAGAGUGUUUCUAAGUCAUGCAUUAUCAAUUAAAUUAGCUACUUUACAAUAUAAAAAGACUAAUUAUAAAGAAUCAUUAGAUUUAGUCAAUGAUUUAUUAAUUCAAUUUAAAAAAUUAGAUGAUAAACCUUCUUUAGUAGAUGUACAUCUAUUAGAAAGUAAAGUAUAUCAUAAAUUAAGAAAUUUAGCUAAAGCUAAAGCGGCAUUAACCGCUGCUAGAACUGCAGCAAACUCGAUAUAUUGUCCAACUGUUACCGUUGCUGAAUUGGAUUUAAUGUCAGGUAGCCUCCAUUGUGAAGAUAAAGAUUAUAAGACUGCAUUCUCUUAUUUCUAUGAAAGUUUCGAAAGUUUCCAUAACUUAACUACACCAAGUUCUUACGAAAGAGCUUGUCGGGUUUUGAAAUAUAUGUUAUUAUCAAAGAUUAUGUUAAACUUAAUUGAUGAUGUUAAGACUAUAUUAAAUGCAAAAUAUACAAAGGAAACAUAUCAAUCUCGUGGAAUUGAUGCCAUGAAGGCAGUUGCAGAGGCUUACAAUAACAGAUCUCUACAAGAAUUUAAUACAGCUUUAAAAAAUUAUCAAUCUGAAUUGAUGAGUGACGAUCUUGUAAGGUCUCAUUUCAACGCAUUAUACGACACUUUAUUAGAAUCUAAUUUAUGUAAGAUCAUUGAACCCUUCGAAUGUGUUGAAAUUUCUCAUAUCUCUAAAAUGAUUGGUUUAGAUGCACAACAGGUAGAAGGUAAACUUUCUCAAAUGAUUCUGGAUAAAGUAUUUUAUGGUGUCCUAGACCAAGGAAAUGGUUGGCUAUACGUUUACGAUACACCACAUAAGGAUGCUACUUAUGAUUCAGCUUUGGAAUUGGUCUCUGAAUUAAAUAAAACAGUGGACCUUUUAUUCGAUAAGGCUAGUGUUUUGUACUAA